Scedosporium apiospermum is the source of this 3861-nucleotide messenger RNA. RefSeq lists its product as uncharacterized. Gene Ontology annotation, biological process: intracellular transport. NCBI's taxonomy places the organism in Eukaryota, Fungi, Ascomycota, Sordariomycetes, Microascales, Microascaceae. The transcript is spliced from 2 exons. The record is from RefSeq and is a predicted model, not a curated record. The coding region runs from base 1 to 3861 and encodes 1286 amino acids.
AUGGAUAAAGUCAACGGCACGCCCAGGGCUCCCAGGCCAGUGGGCUUCGCGAACCGCGCGUACGAGUCUCCUUUGGUGGGCAAUAGGCGCUUCGGCACGCCAACUGCAUCCUCGUCGCGCAAGCCCUUUAACGGGAACUCCCUUUCUGCUAGCACCAUGAGUCAAAAGAACUUCAACGACGUUCGGAACAUUUUUCAGACAUCGAGUCUCGGGACAAGCACUGGCCCGCGAUUCGAUCCCUCCAUCCCCACCACCACACGCCGCAAGAUCUUCGCGCCCGCCGCGACUCCCGACUCGAAGAAGAUAUUCCGUGACUCGACGACAAAGGCUACUCCCCGCCGAACGAUGGCCGGAACCUCCUCCUCCGAGCUCUUCAAGAUGGUUAUCCCUUCGCCUCCACGCGAACUCACAGGCGCCGCUCUGACCAAGGAAGUGCCCAAGGAUCUGGAUCAGCACGGCUCCGUGUUUGCUGACCAGUAUCUCGCGCACCUUUGCCCCAAGGAGUUUGACGAUUUGCAAAGGCGCCAGUUCUUCUGUAUUCUUGAUCUCCGACGACUCAAGCAUGCCGCUGAUGAAAUCUUCGCGAAGAAGGACUGGAAGCUGAACAUCAUGAACUUCGCCAAAGAGUUCGAGAAGAGCAGGAGUCUUAUCAUGUUGCGCUAUGGCCUCUAUGAGUUCAAGAACGUACGGCCGUCCGCAGAAGUCCUCCGAAAAUGGAGAGCCGCACAUGGCCUUCACGACGAUGACGAUGCCGCUAGUCGCCCUCAACCUGCCAAAACCUCCAACAAGCGCAAGGCAGAUGAUGAUCUUGACCACGGCGUAAGCGCGACCAUCGAGUCGACGGGCAAUAAGCGACGUGCCAUGGAUAAGGGAGCCGACUCGGAACAGGCCGACGCUCUUUUCACGAAUAAGCGGAAGGCUUCUCUCAGCGGCGACAGCCAACAGGUUUCUAAGCAGCAAAAGACCACACCGUCCCUUACGAAGUCAGUCUUUGAGAAGAUCGCAUCGAAGCCAGGCACUUUCGCCGCUCCUUCGAUUACUUCGGCAACACCCAAACCCGCCGCUGCGAAGCCAUCUCUGCUCGCGGCUCCUUCUGGAGACAGCAACCUCGCUCGCUCCGUCCUCGAUAAGAGUGUGUCGGGCACCGCGUCGGGGAACAUCUUUGGCUAUCUGUCUGAUGCUAGCUCGGCGAAGAACAGCGGUGUUGAUGCCGAUGCCGAGAGCGAGACGGAAUCCGAGGCCGAUGAGGAUACUCAAGAAGCUGGUAGCGGUACUACCAUCGCAAAGUCGCAGGCUCCCUCAGCUGCAAUCAAUUCCUUCGGUUCCAAGACCUCUAGCAUUAGCGGGUUUGCCACAGGAGCGUCGAGCACGACCUCGGAGGCUCGAGAGACUACCCCCGGUCGCAGCCUCUUUGAUCGCGUGACGAAGGGAUCUGAUGGACAGCCACUACGCGUCACAGAUGAUGAAGAGCCUGAGAAAGAGCCGACCCCUGAGGCCGCCCCAGCUCCUCAGGCUGCUCUCAGCGCUGCCAAGGACCUACCCGCGAACAAGACCUGGACGCCUAAUUCGCCACUCAAGUUCGCGCCUCAGCCCCCGCAAGGCGCCUCGCUCUUCGGGAAUGCUGCUACGCCCUCGAGCUCCCUCUUCGCGGCUAAACCGAGCCAACCUACCUCCAGCAUCUUUGGCGCUCCUAAGCCCGCAAAGGCUGAGGAUAAGGCCCAAGACGUUAGCGACGUAGAUAAGUCGGGCGGAGAGUCGGAUAAAGAGAAUGUUUCGCAGCCUGCCACCAAGGCGCUAGCCGCUCCGUUCGACUUGUCAAAGCCAACUACCGGCGCACAACCCUCCCCAACCUCGGUGUUCAAGUCUGCUCCCUCUGAGCUCUCCAAGCCUACGACGACACCGGAGGUGAAGGCUCCUGCUAAGGCAGAUGAAGCUCGGAAGUCAACCGAAGCUGGCCCAAGCUCCGCAUCGAGCAUCUUUGGCGCUAAGAGCCAAGGCGCGACGAAUAUGUUUGCCUCACAGGCGCAGACUUCCACUACCGCUGCCUCACCGUUCCAGUCAUCGACGUUGUUCGGUGCGAAACCCGCCGAGCCUACCCCCACGGCCGAAGCACCCAAGCCGAGCAGCCUCUUCGGAGCUCCUUCAAAGGCUCCUGAGCCGGCUGCCGCCGAGACUCCUAAGCCGCUCUUUGGUGCCACUAGCACGGCCGCCACUGAAGCUCCUAAGACGAGUAGCCUGUUCGGCAACAGCGCAAAGCCUGCACCUAGCAGCCUCUUCGGUGCCUCAUCGGGAGCCAGCAAUCUCUUCGGCUCGUCGCAGGGUCAACCUACUGGAACACCUACCUUCUCCUUUGGGGCCAGCACGACCACCCCCGCUGCUCCAAUCGGUAGUGAAACACCAAAGCCUAAGAUUGACAAGGCGACGUCUGGAAAUGCUCUCUUCGGUAGCCCCAUGAAGCAGGACGGACCCUCUCCCGGCAAGAGAGGAUUUGGCGAUGCUAUGCAAGAAGACAACCCCUCGCCCGUGAAGAAACCAUUUGGCGCGAACGCGGCUCCUUCGCUCUUCGGUGCAUCACAAGGCCCCGCCGGAUCGACGAAUGGCAACGGCACGCCGCUUUUCAACUUCGGUGGAACCCCGGCUGCUUCCAAUGCCAGCGCGCCAUCUCUUUUCGGUGCAAACUCCACACCUGCUGCUGGUGGUAUGAAUUUCAACUUCACGCCCGGCGGACAAACUAGCUCGGGAAGCACUGGUUUCCAGUUUGGUGCGGACAAGCCAGCCGCGCCCCCAUCUGGUGGCAUGUUCAACUUUGGCGGAUCGACUCCUAACCAGCCCCCGGCCAGUGGAGGAUUUGUGUUUGGUGGUGCCAGCAACACGAUCGCUGCUCCUGCCCAGGCUACGCCUAGCGGAAACCAAGGUGGCGCAAACCCCUUCGCCUUCAGCGGCACCCCCGCGGCAUCCACGCCCUCGGGUCGUCCGAUCAAAAAGCCCAACUUCGCAGCAACAAAGGCGAGAGCACGUAUGGGGGGCUCGCCCGCACCACAAGCUCCUACGUUUGGUGGUAACCAGGCCAAUCCUCCCGCGCCACUCUCGGCACCCACGUUCAAUUUCACGGCUGCUUCUCCACAACCCCAACAAAAUCUGUUUGGAGGUAACGCUAAUGGAUCCUCGGCCCCCCUGUUCUCGGGACUUCAAGCACCACCCGCCGGCGCGUCCACGAACGGCACUAAUUCUCCCUUCAACUUUGGUGGAGCUUCCAGCCUGGCAACUACCCCGGCCACUGGUACUCCUGAGCCUACAGCGGAUUCGGACACUGCAGGAAGCAGCACUGCCACUGGUGCUGCUGCUGCCGCUCCUCCUACUGCUACCGCUACUGCCACUACUAAACCAACGACUACCACGGAUACUGCCCCGGCCGACGGGGAUGCCGAGCCGCGGCAGGAGCAAAUCAACCUGGUGGAGGGCGGACCUGGCGAGGAAGACGAGACGGUUGUGCAUGAUGUGCGAGCAAAGAUUAUGAAGUUUGAGCCUCCCGGCAAGGGAGAGUCGGAGGACGGUGAAGAGAAGAAGGCGAAGAGCCCCUGGUCAACUAAGGGUGUCGGGCCUCUUCGUCUCCUGAAGCACAAGACUACAGGAGCUGUACGAGUAUUGUUGAGACGUGAGCCGACGGGCCAGGUCGCGUUGAACCGCGUGGUGCUUCCCGAUUUCAAAUACAAGGCCGAGGAGAAGUACGUCAAGCUUACCACCUCCAACGACGCAGGCUCCGGCCUGGAGACUUGGAUGGUGCAGGUGAAGACGAAGGACCUCGCCAAGGCACUUGCAGAAGCUCUGGAGAAGCACAAGUCAGCGAACAAGAAGGAUUAG